Molecule: messenger RNA, 701 nt
Organism: Lagopus leucura (white-tailed ptarmigan)
Lineage: Eukaryota; Metazoa; Chordata; Aves; Galliformes; Phasianidae
Gene: SYPL2
Product: synaptophysin like 2
Exons: 5
Cellular component (GO): synaptic vesicle; synaptic vesicle membrane
Source: RefSeq, a predicted model, not a curated record
GCGGCGGGCGGAGGAGGAGGAAGAGGUGGCAGCCCCCGACGGCCCCGACGGCCGCGGCCAUGGCAGAGUCCGGAGCCCCCUCGGGCGGCGACAAAACGCCCCGGCUCCAGGACCGGGUCCUGGCCGGGAUGCGCUGGGGCCGCCUCCAGGAGCCGCUGGGCUUCGUCAAGGUGCUGGAAUGGCUCUUUGCCAUCUUUGCUUUCGGGGCGUGCGGUUCUUUCAGCGGUGAAAGCGGGGCCACGGUGAAGUGCAGCGGUGAAACCAAAGAGAUGAGCGCCAUUUCCGUGCAGUUCGGGUACCCGUUCAGGUUGUACCAGAUCCCCUUUGAGAUGCCGGAGUGCGACGGCGAAUCAGAGCCGCGCUUGCUGCACCUGGUGGGCGACUUCUCCGCUCCAGCCGAGUUCUUCGUGACCCUGGGGGUCUUCUCCUUCCUCUACACCAUGGCAGCUCUGGUGCUUUACCUGCGCUUUCAUUCCCUUUACGCCGAUAACAAGAAGCUCCCGUUCACGGACUUCUGUGUCACCGUCUGCUUCGCCUUCUUCUGGCUGGUGGCGGCGGCGGCGUGGGGCAAAGGGCUGAGCGACGUCAAGGCGGCCACGAGGCCCUCCAGCCUCAUCGCAGCCAUGAGUGUGUGCCAGGGCCAGGACGUGGUGUGCAACGCCGGCGCCACGCCGGCCAUGGGGCUGGCCAACAUCUCCGUG